Molecule: messenger RNA, 2168 nt
Organism: Syngnathus acus (greater pipefish)
Lineage: Eukaryota; Metazoa; Chordata; Actinopteri; Syngnathiformes; Syngnathidae
Gene: oacyl
Product: O-acyltransferase like
Exons: 15
Coding region: 18-2072 (684 amino acids)
Molecular function (GO): acyltransferase activity, transferring groups other than amino-acyl groups
Source: RefSeq, a predicted model, not a curated record
AUGAAGGCACUUUUAUCAUGGCCCUUGGUUGGAUGAGCUUGUUUCUUCUAGCAGGUUUAAGUAUACUCAUAAAGACAACACGGUCGUUGACCGUGUCCGAAAAAUGCACAAUGGACACCAAUACUUUCCUAUGGGAAAUAAACCAGGACAAGCCUAAGGAAUAUGCUGUUCUCAUGUAUGAUGCCUUUGGGAAACAGGCUAGCAAUGUUGAAGGAGGUAAUGCCAACCGGCCUGGCCUGCUGCAGCAGUGUCACUCUGCCCACAGUCCUUCCUUCUCAGGACAGUACUGCCAAGUGUUCCUCAAGCAGGGAACCAUUCAGUAUUUUGUGGGUAUCUGUGUCCCAGACUCUUGUGAUGAAGAGGAAGUAGAAACAUUGGUGCUGUACGAUACAUUUAAGAUGGGACACAUAUCCCUUGUACCUCCAUUACCUUCUAUUCUGGUUAAUGAGUCCACUCAGGAGAUGUUUAUGACUCACUGCUUGUCGGACACUGUUGCCCCUGAUGCAUCGGAUGUCGCAUGCCUGUUUAUAUGUUGUGCAAUGCUAGCGAUUCCCCUUGCCGCCACGCUGUUCUCAGCAACAGUGAGGUGGCACCAGAACCAGGCGGUGAUGCCAACUACAGAGUCCGCCUGUUUAAACACGGGCCUCAACCAGUACGGGACCCUGAAGACCAAUGGUUCGUUGGGUAGCGAAGUAAAUGGUAGCACAACAGAGGCAUAUAACGAUACCAGAGGUGGAUCUUCAUGUUUUCCCAAAAGCUGCAUAUAUCAGUGCCUACAGGCCUUCUCCCUUCAGACGACCAGCAGGGGUAUCUUCAGCAGUUCCUCAGGUUUCCCCGAAGGCGGCUACUCUUCCUUGAAUGGCAUCCGCAUUCUGAGCCUGUUAUGGAUCAUGUGCGGACAUUCUGCACAGUUCCCCGUGAUAAACAACCUAGACAACUACAAAGACUGGAAGAAAACCGUAGAAAGAAGCCCUCUGUAUGUGUUUUCUCUCAGUGGACCAGUUUUUAUGGCCGUUGACACCUUCCUCUUGCUAGGGGGUCUACUUAGCGCCAGGUCUCUUCUUGGCUCCAUCCAAAGAGCAGAAGACAAGCUGAGUUUUGGUCUCGUGAUGGUUUACCUCUUCAGGAGGUUCAAAAGGAUCCAGCCGCUGCAUAUCUUCGUGAUGUGUUUCACCGUUGGCCUUAUCUCUGUGGUGCACUGGGGUCCUUACUGGUUUCCAUUCAUAGACAACUUGAUGGAUUGUAAGACUUACUGGUGGGGCAACUUGCUGCUGAUUAGUAAUCUGCUCCCAGUCCAUGAGAUAUGUGUUCCUUGGACGUGGUACCUCUCUUUGGACUUCCAGUGUUACGCCACCACUCCCAUACUGGUCUAUCUCUUCAGAUUGAAUAGAGGUGUCUUUGCAGCCGUGGCAGGAGGCCUUGUGUUGAUGACCAUGUUAGCGAGUUCAAUCGUCACGGCACUUCUACAGCUGCCCGUCUUCCAGCCAUCUACGCUGACAUCAGAGAAUUAUGUCUUGUAUUAUUAUGUGAAGCCUCACACCAGAUAUGGACCAUUUUUAAUAGGAAUCUUAACUGGAAUAUACCUAACGACUAAAAAAAGCCAAGUCUUAAAGCAUAAGUGGCAGGCGGUGUUGGGUUGGUUCUGUUGUCUGUCAGUUUUGGCGGCAUUGAUAGGAUUGGCCUACGCCCUCCAGGGGAUCCCAGCGCACCCUUCCGUGCCACAUGCGCUCUACCAGGGACUGCACAGGCCAAUGUGGGCCCUAGCGAUUGCCUGGAUCAUCCUGGCCUGUGAGGAAGGCUAUGGAGGGUUUAUCAAUAGCCUCUUGUCAUUGUCUCUGUGGGGUCCUCUGGCCAACAUCAGUUUCGCCUGCUACCUGAUCCAUCCCGUCUUCAUCCUGGUCUACAUUGGACUACAGGAGACGCCCAUCCACUACACAGAUGUCAACUUUAUGUACCUGUUCCUCGGCAACGUGGUGCUCACACUCGGGACGAGCGUGGUCUUAACAGUCCUGGUUGAGAAACCCUAUGUCCUCCUCAACUGGAAUCGUAAAGCUGGCCCAGUACAACACUGACGAAAACCAUUAAUCAAAAACCAACUGUGAUAAGUCGUCUUUUAAGCUCUGAACAUUUCUGUCAUAUCGUGAAUAAAAAUGCCACAUUAGUCUGUG